AUUGCCAUUUCUACCCCUCAGUUGUUGAUACCACCUUCCUUGUUUCCAUGGCUGUCACGCGGGUGGCAUGCCACCUAUUGAACUUGGUUCAACCGGUAUCGGUCAUAAUGCCGGCGUGAAAACCACAUGUAUGAUUAGCAUAAUCCAUUUACGAUCUCUAAGUAAAAUGACAUCGUUUUAGUGAAUUUAACUAAUAAAAAAUCACUUAUAAUUUAUUUUAUGAGUUUAAAAGUUAAAUAUUGAUGUUAUUUGUUGGAUUCAAACAUAAACAUUUAGAUAUGAAAGUUAAAAAUAUUGUAUUUAAAUAUGAGUAUUUGUAAUUUUAUUAGGAAUGACACAUUCUAUUUAAAUAUCAAUAUGAAUUGUAAGUAAAUUGUCUUCAAAUAAGUUUUAUAUAUGAUUAAAUUCAUUUAUUCUUAAUGAGUUAUCACAUUUCUACAUAUUUUUAUUAACAAUGACAUUAACAAGCACACAUAGAUUGUACCACUAGACGAACCAUUCCACUUACUAGGGGGUGCAAAUUCGAGAGAUGGGGUACAAACUGAGGUGCAAAUUAAGAUGAGCCAAUUAUAUGAGGGUGCAAAUUGUGAUGUAAAUUGUUGUUUGAGAAAAAAAAGUGGGAGUGUGCAAAAUGAGGUGUUAACAGUUUUUAAGAAUUAUUACUACAAAAAUAUAUAAGAAAAUUAAUAAAAUAACUAAAAAAGAGACCCAUCACCAAUCUCUCUCAUCUCUUUUCUCUAUCCGUCCCAACAUCUCCCUCAUUUCCUUGUUCGGCCCCACGUGCUCCCCUUCCCUUCUUUCUCCUUCUCUCUAAUCGACCCCAUCACCUUCCCCCUUCCCUUUUAUUUUUGUUGCACCCAGAUUUGGCGGGUGUAGUGAAAUAGUAACUUUGCACCUACUUUAGUUACCCUCAACACUAAUCAAAGUUAUCCAAACAUGUGCAUUUUCAUCAAUAUUGCCACUUACCCCAGCAUUUUGCUCCCCCUCCCACUUACCCCAACUUCCCAAACACAGUGUAAGAAGAUGCAAGGGUAUAAAUCGGUUUGACAACCUUGCUUGUUUCCUAUCCUUUAAGCAUCUAGAAUCACCAGAACGAUGACAUAAUCAAGUAGCUAAAAGCAGUGGUCCCACAUAGACACACCCAUGAAGUAAGUCCAACCACACUGUACAUAUUCUCUCUCCCUCUCGUAGACAAUAACGAUGAACACGUCAUAACCCAAUCUUCCCCCGUAAGGUCGUAACAAAAUUAAACAAAGAAGUGGGACCCAUCUCAACCAAGCUCCGUAGUUCUGCCGAAUUCCAAAGGACAUUCUUGUCAAGCUCGUGGCGCAUAAAAAGUGAAUUAAUAAAUUUAAAAAUUGAAAAACUUCCCAUUUCCCUUUACUUAAAGAAAUUGUUUCCACGCUUCUCUCUUAUGAGGCCCAUAUUCCAUCGCCAUUACUGACCUCUCGAUCUCAUUUACUCUUCAUAUCCUUUCAUUCCCCCCCCCCCCCCCCCCCCCUCUAGCGAUCCCCCACACGUUGUGAAAUCUUGAUAAACCACCGCCACAAUCGGUCGGAAGAGGAAGAAAGGUGGAGUCGGUGAAGAAGGAGAAGCAGAUGGCACAGAAGACGGAGAAAGAAGAGACGGAGUUCAAGGUACCCGAAACCUUGACCUCUUGCAUGGACAAUUGUGGCGUCACCGGGAACCCCGCCUCCAAUAACAUGUGUCAGACAUGUUUCACGGCGACCACCGCCACUGUCGCCUCGUCAUCCUCAUCGUCAGCGGCCUCCUCCCUCGCGACGAUCCUGAAUAGCUCAUCGUCCGCAUCAACGAUAACAACCACAACGAUGAUGACAACGAAAAGCCGAGUUUCUGUCGACAUAUCGCCGAGAUCUAGCUUACAUCGAUCCCCCACGCGAGAUCCCCCUCCGGAGACGAGUCCGGAUGUGGACAUGUCAUCAGAUCAGGAGAAAUUGACCUUGACGAGGAAGGCAGUGAGUCGGUGCUCCGGUUGUCGGAGGAAGGUCGGGUUGAUCGGGUUCCGGUGUCGGUGCGGGGAGCUAUUCUGCUGGGAGCACCGGUACUCCGAUUGCCAUGACUGCAGCUACGAUUAUAAAUCAGUCGGCCGGGAGGCCAUCGCGAGGGAGAAUCCUGUCGUUAAGGCUGCCAAGAUCGUCAGAGUCUGAAUUGGAGAAAAAUAAAAAAACAAAUUGCGGCAAAAUCAGGAAAAAAAAAACAAGAUCGAGUCUCUCGAUCUGUAAAGCCUGUUCUUUUGCUUCUCCUCUCUUCUCUCUUAGCAGAUAGAUCGUGGAAAGAGAUAAAGAUUGAAGAAGGAAAGAACUUCCAGGGCUUGUUGCUGAUAGAUCCGCCAUUAAAAUUCUUCUCUUGGAGUUCCUGUCAUCCACAUCUUCUAUAGAAAAUCUUCUUUCCUUUUUUCUUCUUCUUUGGCUCUUUUUAAUUUUCAGAAUUAUAAGAUUAAUAUUAUGGAUUAAUAUCAAGAUCAUUGUGAUUGUGUGUUUUCGUAAUCGUCUUCUUCUCGAUUUUGUUAAUUGUUUUCCAGUUUUCGGUUUAGAGAAUGGCAUAGCGUUGUAAAUUCAUGGAACUCGGAUGGCUUUUAUAUAAAGAAGGAGCAGGCCAGGUAAAGGAGAGGAAAGGAAGGAAAUUAUGUUUGAAAUGUUCUUCUCACGUCAUAUCGCGAGAUUUUCUUUGGGGUUGAGUGCGGAGGAAGGGGAAAGGUCCAAAAAGUCGCGCGAUAAGUUUUUAUUUUCUUUGUAUUAUUAUUACUAGAUUGGUGUCCAACCCGUUGGGCAUCAUGUAGGGAUGGCAACAAAAUCCGAACCCACGGGUACCCUACCCCGUUCCAACCCGAUUAACGCGGGUAAAACCAGUGUUGACAAGUUUUGGGUCGAGUUUGGGUUUAAACCAGUUCACUAUUCACCAGAUUGGGUUGGGUUUGGGUUUAGGUAUCCCAUGGAUACCCGCCCACACCCAUAUAAUUAAUUUUCCUGGUAUAUUUAAUAUUCUUAACAACUAAUCUUUUUUUAUGUUUGCAGAGACAUGUCUAAUUUUUUCUUUCUAAUAGUGUAGAAUGAAGUUUAUAUUACGGAGUGGAGAGUGAAGAAGCUUAAUUGACAAGGAGGAAAAAGCUUUCAAUUAAUCAUGUUAUUUAUGGAUAAUUUGUGAUUUGCUUUGAGUUUUCUAGAUUGGUGUUGAACAAUUUGUAUGGUUAAUUUGUGAUUUGCUUGAAUUUUCUAGAAUGGUGUUUUGUAUAUGGAUAAUUUGUAUUGAGAGAUUGUUAUUUGACUUUUAUUUUGAUAGAAACUUGUUAUUGUAAUUUUUUUACGACAAAUACUCAUGGAUACCAAUGAACCCGCGGAUACCUAGGGGGCGGGUUGGGUUUGAGUUUUUCAAACCCAGUGGAUUUUACCCCGGAUUUUUUUCACGGAUAAACCCAUGGGUUUGAGUUUGGCAAAACCCGACCCAACCCGACUCAUUGCCAUCCCUAGUGUUAUCUCAUUUAAAUACAAACAUAUUCAUCAAUGUGUAUCUAAAUUUUUCAAAUUAUUUGAAAUGCUAAAUUUUGUAUGACAUUUAAGGUGACAUCCAAAUUAUUUUUCCAUUUUUGAAAAUCUUAUAACUUUUCAUCAAUGAUGAACAUUGUAAUCUUAAUAAUUAUAACCAAAGUUGUCAAACCGGUUUAAGUUAUUGAUUCGGUCAAACCGUGGGAGGCUACUUGCGUGACACAAAACCCGCUCGCGCAGGAUAUCAAGACGACAGCAUCUCGUGGCCGCAAUACAAUCAAAGGACGCCG
Linum trigynum is the source of this 3793-nucleotide messenger RNA. NCBI's taxonomy places the organism in Eukaryota, Viridiplantae, Streptophyta, Magnoliopsida, Malpighiales, Linaceae. The record is from the annotation of a GenBank genome assembly.